This is a messenger RNA of Schizosaccharomyces cryophilus OY26, 1056 nucleotides long. Its product is annotated as HDEL receptor. Gene Ontology annotation, biological process: protein retention in ER lumen; endoplasmic reticulum to Golgi vesicle-mediated transport. The coding region runs from base 166 to 804 and encodes 212 amino acids. The record is from RefSeq and is a predicted model, not a curated record. The transcript has 3 exons. Lineage: Eukaryota; Fungi; Ascomycota; Schizosaccharomycetes; Schizosaccharomycetales; Schizosaccharomycetaceae. Gene Ontology annotation, molecular function: ER lumen protein retrieval receptor activity. Gene Ontology annotation, cellular component: cis-Golgi network; membrane; endoplasmic reticulum.
GCUUUCUCUAUGAUUUUUCCCCAUUCUAUUCAUCACCUUUUGUUUUUAUAUCAUAUUCCCCCACUGAGUACAACCAGCGCUUAGCAGCUAAUUAAGUAACCCAAUAUUUACCUUUUACCAUUGUUUAGCUACUUGAGAGGAAAACACAAAAAAUAGCUUUGAAGCAUGUCUUUUUUCAGUGGAUUGGGUGAUUUGGCCCAUUUGGCUGCGAUUUUCCUUUUGUUACACAAGAUGAAAAAGUCAAGAUCAUGUUCAGGAAUCUCUCUAAAAUCACAUCUUCUCUUUCUUUUAGUGUAUAUUACACGAUAUCUGAACUUGUUUUGGCGUUUUAAAAACCUUUAUUUUUUCUCAAUGCGGAUAGUUUUUAUCUGCUCUGAAUUCUAUAUAUGUUACUUAAUUUUGCAGAAUUUACGACCAACUUAUGACAAGCGUUUGGACACCUUUCGUAUUGGAUACCUCUUAGGCGGGUGUGUGGUUUUGACUCUCAUUUAUCCCAGUAAAUACAGCAUUUCUGGCAUUUUAUGGACCUUCAGUCUCUGGUUGGAAAGUGUCGCUAUCUUGCCUCAGUUAUUUAUGCUUCAACGAUCUGGUGAAGCUGAAACCAUAACUGCUCAUUACUUGUUUGCGAUGUGUCUUUAUCGUGGUCUCUACAUUCCUCACUGGAUUUAUCGUCUUGCGACUCACAAGUCCGUCAUGGCUGUCUCGUUGAUUGCUGGAAUUGCUCAAACGAUCCUGUACGCCGAUUUUGCUAUCGUCUAUCGACGCACUGUGUUACAAGGAAAGAGGUUCCGCUUGCCAGCAUAAAAGCUGGCUGAAAUUAUUACGACUGUGUAUUUUUUUUUCAUUCACAACAAUAAUAGACGUACAAUGACUAUUUUCCAAAAAAUCAACGAACAAAGUGUGAGGUAUAAUGUUACGUUUAAUGAAGUUUCGUACAUGGUAAACUGUCGCAUUACGAAGAUUACAAUCAAUUGAAGUUGCUAAUUUCUCAUUAAAGGUGGUCCAUAAACAACACUCACUCCAUGAUACUUUACAAUAUAUAUACUUCCUCCAACA